Molecule: messenger RNA, 345 nt
Organism: Ylistrum balloti
Lineage: Eukaryota; Metazoa; Mollusca; Bivalvia; Pectinida; Pectinidae
Product: threonine-rich protein-like
Exons: 1
Coding region: 1-345 (114 amino acids)
Source: RefSeq, a predicted model, not a curated record
AUGAAAACAGCUACAACCAACAACAAUCCAGCAACUACGAACACAGCGACAACAAACAACGCUCCAGCAACCACGAACACAGUGACAACAAACAACGCUCCAGCGAAUACGAAUACACCGACAACAAACAAUGCUCCAACAACUACGAACACAGCGACAACAAACAACACUUCAACAACUACGAUCACACCGACAACAAACAACGCUCCAGCGACUACGAUCACACCGACAACAAACAACAUUCACACCGACAACAAACAACAUUCCAGCGACUACGACCACAGUGACAACAAACAACGCUCCAGCGACUACGAACACAGCAGCAACAAACACUGCCACAUGUAG